UGUAAAGCGAAAUGGCCAUCGCGGCAAUGCUGACCGAGCUCGAACCAUAUCGGGAGCGCAUCGGGCAGGCCGCCGGAUUGCUUACGGUGGUCCAGUACUUAGCGGGAUGGUUCAUCUGCUCCGAGAUCCGUCGUCGUGGAACAUCUGCUGGUGUUUCUCCGUUGCGCUUCAUCGGCGGAUGUGGUCUCUCCAUCCUUCAGCUGCAGUACUCGCAAAAGCUGCAGGCACCGGCACUGAUCUGGACGAGCAUUUUUACGCUUUCCUUUUCGGUGUUAUACACCCUGUGGUACUGGUGGUACACGCCGAUUGGUCGGCGAAGGCCAUUCUAUCGGCUCGCGUUUGGAAUGGGCGCUAUCACGAUCGGCUUGCUGGCGUAUGGCGCACAGGGUAAUAGUCCCGAAAUUAUGCAUCGCCUUGGGAUGGUCCUGACGGUGUUGGCUCUUGGUUUCAUCGCGCUCCCGUUGGCACAACUGGGCUCGGUAAUUAGCGCUAAGAGCAGCGCCGGACUGCCACUGCCAGCGAUUCUGGCCUCAACUGGGGCAACCAUCCUUUGGCUCGUGUACGGGCUGCUCAUCAACAACACGUUCAUCGUGGUCCAGAAAAUCAUCGCCAUGGGGCUGUGCACCGCUCAGCUAUCGCUGUUUGUCAUUUAUCCAGCAUCCGGGACCGUUGAGCGGAAAAAGAAACAAUAAUAAUCUCCCCAUCGUCCUCCGCGCCGGAAAGCAGCCGUUUCGGUUCACUGCUCGCCAACUGUGGCCAUCGUCUGGCGGGUGGUUGAUAAGGAAUCCCCACUCGAAGCGGAUCUGACGCACACUGGCCAGUUUGAGGCAUGGAUUCGGUUUUCGGUGGCUUCCCUGGCGUUUUUAAAUUUAUUAUCUGUGCCCUUUAUUUUGUUUGCUGUUGUGCUGUUUAAAGAAGUACGUGAUUCGUGCGUUUCAUCGAAGGCAGUUCAAAAAAUAUAUAUGUUAGUACCACGAAUAAGCAGUUUUGGGGCUUGUUCCGAUCGGUGCAGGGAUGGGAAAACGUUUGUGAUGUACACUGACUGUAUUCGACUGAUGUAAUGAUAAUGUUAUCACCGCAGUUUGGCAGGUGACUGGUUUUAGUAUUUCAGAGUUUUAACUGCUACAAUAGAAAGUUCAAACGAACUCGAAGGGCGCUGAGAAUUUGCUAAUUACAUUGCAAAUUAAUGUCAUAUAACUUGAUACGCCAAGAACACAAUCUCACACCGAAAAGCAAA
Messenger RNA from Anopheles nili, 1237 nucleotides. RefSeq names its product sugar transporter SWEET1-like. The transcript has 4 exons. Gene Ontology annotation, biological process: carbohydrate transport. Gene Ontology annotation, molecular function: sugar transmembrane transporter activity. Gene Ontology annotation, cellular component: membrane. Lineage: Eukaryota; Metazoa; Arthropoda; Insecta; Diptera; Culicidae. The coding region runs from base 12 to 692 and encodes 226 amino acids. The record is from RefSeq and is a predicted model, not a curated record.